This is a messenger RNA of Colletotrichum abscissum, 300 nucleotides long. RefSeq lists its product as uncharacterized. The coding region runs from base 1 to 300 and encodes 99 amino acids. The record is from RefSeq and is a predicted model, not a curated record. Lineage: Eukaryota; Fungi; Ascomycota; Sordariomycetes; Glomerellales; Glomerellaceae. The transcript has a single exon.
AUGCUCUACGAUGACAGCCUUCCCGAGGAUCUCGAUGCGGAGUGUUCUGCGGCUCUCAUGGCGGAUGUUUCUUGUGAUCCUCUUGUGCCGGCCCUCCGCUGUGACUUCUGUUAUCCUCCUGCUACGUUGAUCCGCCUAUGUACUGCUGGAUGCGCUUCGGCGCUCCAGUCGUGGGAGAACUCGGUUCGUUUUGCGUGUGGCAGCGACAUUGUUAUUCCUGUAGAGAAUGACCUUGACGUAUUAACUAUUGUGAUCCCUACUAGCCGUCGGUAUAUCUACGAGUUCACGUGUCUCACGUAG